AUGGAAAUAGUGGGGUGCCGAGCAGAAGACAACUCGUGUCCUUUCCGUCCCCCAGCCAUGCUCUUCCACGGGAUCUCCGGAGGCCACAUCCAAGGCAUCAUGGAGGAGAUGGAGCGCAGAUCUAAGACCGAGGCCCGCCUGGCCAAAGGCGCUCAGCUCAACGGCCGCGAUGCGGUCAUGCCCCCGCUAAGCCCGGAGAAGCCUGCUCUGUGCGCCGGCUGCGGGGGCAAGAUCUCGGACAGGUACUACCUGCUGGCUGUGGACAAACAGUGGCACCUGCGGUGCCUGAAGUGCUGUGAAUGUAAGCUGGCCCUCGAGUCCGAGCUCACCUGCUUCGCCAAGGACGGUAGCAUUUACUGCAAGGAGGAUUACUACAGAAGGUUCUCUGUGCAGAGAUGUGCCCGCUGCCACCUUGGCAUCUCCGCCUCUGAGAUGGUCAUGCGCGCCCGAGACUCUGUCUAUCACCUGAGCUGUUUCACCUGCUCCACUUGCAACAAGACCCUGACCACCGGCGACCAUUUCGGCAUGAAGGACAGCCUGGUGUACUGCCGCGCCCACUUCGAGACCCUCUUGCAAGGGGAGUAUCCACCGCAGUUGAGCUACACCGAGCUGGCGGCCAAGAGCGGCGGCUUGGCCCUGCCUUACUUCAAUGGCACUGGCACGGUGCAGAAAGGGCGGCCCCGGAAGCGGAAGAGCCCAGCGCUGGGAGUGGACAUCGUCAAUUACAACUCAGGUUGCAAUGAGAACGAGGCAGACCACUUGGAUCGCGAUCAGCAGCCUUACCCACCCUCGCAGAAGACCAAGCGCAUGCGAACCUCCUUCAAGCACCACCAGCUCCGGACCAUGAAAUCCUACUUUGCCAUCAACCACAACCCUGAUGCCAAGGAUCUCAAGCAGCUUGCUCAGAAAACAGGCCUCACCAAAAGAGUUUUGCAGGGAGAACAAAUCUUGGGGCAUUACAGCCAAACAUCCCGACGUUUGAAAAUUCCCUAAAGUAUUAAAAGAAGGGGAAAAGUUUGAUCGGAAAUCCACUGCAGUGAAGACAAAGACAAUAUUAGGUUAUGAUAAUCAUACAUUUUAAAAUCUAUUGAGCCAAAAAAAAAGAGAGAGAGAGAGAGAGAGAGAGACUUAAAUGUCAUUUACUGAAUGUUAACAAAAAUUCUGUUCUUUAUGGUGUCUAACACAAAUGGAGGCUUAAAGUUAUGUGGUUUAAAACAAAAUUAGAUAAGCCGUGUAUAAACCAGAGAGCAGC
This is a messenger RNA of Neogale vison (American mink), 1252 nucleotides long. It is a transcript of the gene LHX9, whose product is annotated as LIM homeobox 9. Gene Ontology annotation, cellular component: nucleus. The transcript is spliced from 5 exons. Gene Ontology annotation, biological process: regulation of transcription by RNA polymerase II; neuron differentiation. NCBI's taxonomy places the organism in Eukaryota, Metazoa, Chordata, Mammalia, Carnivora, Mustelidae. The record is from RefSeq and is a predicted model, not a curated record. The coding region runs from base 1 to 993 and encodes 330 amino acids. Gene Ontology annotation, molecular function: RNA polymerase II transcription regulatory region sequence-specific DNA binding; DNA-binding transcription factor activity, RNA polymerase II-specific.